Molecule: messenger RNA, 1251 nt
Organism: Chrysochloris asiatica (Cape golden mole)
Lineage: Eukaryota; Metazoa; Chordata; Mammalia; Afrosoricida; Chrysochloridae
Gene: TXNDC5
Product: thioredoxin domain containing 5 (endoplasmic reticulum)
Exons: 10
Coding region: 1-1251 (416 amino acids)
Biological process (GO): protein folding
Cellular component (GO): endoplasmic reticulum
Molecular function (GO): protein disulfide isomerase activity
Source: RefSeq, a predicted model, not a curated record
AUGCCUGCGCGCUCCGGACACCUUUUCCCCCCGCUGCCCCGACGGCUGUCCUUGGCCGCGAUGCUGCUGCUGCUGGGCGGCGGCGGGCGCUGGGGCUUCGGCCCACGGGCCUGGGCCCAAGAGCCGGGGGCGCCGGCAGACGGUCCCCCAGCGGCCGGGGGCGCCGAGGCGCAGGACCCGCACGCCAAACACCUGUACACGGCCGACAUGUUCGCGCACGGGAUCCAGAGCGCCGCGCACUUCGUCAUGUUCUUCGCGCCCUGGUGUGGGCAUUGCCAGCGGCUGCAGCCCACGUGGAAUGACCUGGGAGACAAGUACAACAGCAUGGAAGAUGCCAAGGUCUACGUGGUGAAAGUGGACUGCACGGCAGACUCGGAUGUGUGCUCCGCCCAGGGCGUCCGAGGAUACCCCACCUUAAAGUUUUUCAAGCCUGGCCAAGAAGCUGUGAAGUACCAGGGUCCCCGGGACUUCCAGACGCUGGAGACCUGGAUGCUGCAGACGCUGGAUGACGAGCCUGCGGGCCUGUAUGAGCUCUCAGGGAGCAACUUUGAACAACACAUUGCGCAAGGCGACCACUUUAUCAAGUUCUUUGCUCCGUGGUGUGGUCACUGCAAAGCUCUGGCUCCAACCUGGGAGCAGCUGGCGCUGGGCCUUGAACAUUCCAAAACUGUCAAGAUUGGCAAGGUCGACUGCACACAGCACUAUGAACUCUGUUCUAGAAACCAAGUCCGUGGCUACCCGACUCUCCUCUGGUUCCGAGAGGGCAAGAAGGUGGAUCAGUACAAAGGAAAGAGGGACCUGGAGUCGCUGAGAGAGUAUGUGGAGUCGCAGCUGCAGAGCCCAGAGGAAGAAGCCGAGGAGCCCGUGGAGCCUUCUGAGGCCCCAGUGCUGGCUGCGGAGCCUGCUGCUGACAAGGGCACUGUGCUGGCUCUCACCGAAAGCAACUUUGACGACACCAUUGCUGAGGGACUCACCUUCGUCAAGUUCUACGCCCCAUGGUGUGGCCAUUGUAAGAAUCUGGCUCCCACGUGGGAGGAACUCUCCAAGAAGGAAUUCCCUGGUUUGGCAGGAGUCACGAUAGCUGAAGUGGAUUGCACUGCUGAGCGGAAUAUUUGCAGCAAAUACUCGGUCCGAGGCUAUCCCACGUUGCUGCUUUUCCGAGCAGGAAAGAAAGUCAGUGAACACAACGGGGGCAGAGACCUUGAGUCAUUGCAUCAUUUUGUCUUGCGUCAGGCAAAAGAUGAACUGUAA